Molecule: messenger RNA, 4892 nt
Organism: Lactuca virosa
Lineage: Eukaryota; Viridiplantae; Streptophyta; Magnoliopsida; Asterales; Asteraceae
Source: the annotation of a GenBank genome assembly
GCCAAGUUUACGUGCCAAGAUCAGGAUGAAGUUGGGGGACGGUGAUCGCUGACACCACCUCAACUCUUAUCCAAAAAACUUAAAAAGGAUCAUGAUUUUCCUGUAACAGAUCACAAUUUCAUAAUGUUAAUUCGAAGGUUCCAAUUCCAGUAAAUAUUAUAUAUGAGUUGGUUUUAAGGCGAAAUCAAAUCACAAUAUCGCCAUAACGAUAAUUCGAGGGUUUCGAUUCCAGCCCGCUACCCGUUGAUGGUCCUUAUUUCUCUCGAUUCUUGUGCAAUGGUGUCCUAUGUUUGCGAAACCCGCGAAGUGGAGUUCAACAGGCGGCAAUCCCUCGGUUGAAUACUUGAAUCAACAGCAAACCCCACUGUAUUCAAAACCCUAACUCCAUCCACCGUUUCUCUUCCUCCCGUAUAAAAAAAUUAUUUUUUCUUUUUUCUCCCGAGUCUCAAUAAUUAGCUUUUUAUUGAUGGCGACAACGAUUACAGCGAAUGAGAAUCUUGUUGAGGCCAAAGAUGAUGGUGAAAUCGAUGACAGGGUUAUGGAUGUCGCGGUUGCUGUUGGUGAUCAGGAACGAUGUCGUGUUGGUGUUCAUGUUGACGGUGUACCUUCGUCUUCGUCUUUGCCUUCCCUUCGUACUCUGCCUAUCAAUCACGAAAAAGUAGUAGAAACUAAUAUUAUGUCUUCAUGUUCGGCGACAACAAUUACAAAGAAUGAGAAUCUUGUUGAGGCCAAGGAUAAUGGUGAAAUCAACGACUUGUUGAUGGAUGUUGAUGUCCCUGUUGAUGAUCACGGACGAUGUCGUGCUGAUGUUAAUGUUGGCGGUCUACCUUCAUCUUUGCCUUCUACUCACACUCUGUCUCGCAAUCACGAAAAAGUAGAACUUAAUAUUAUCUCUUCAUCUAGUAAUGUCGUACGUAGCACGAAGGAACUAGUGGCUGAAGAGAACAAAAACCAGGAACCAAAAGAGGAACGAUAUGCUUCCAUUAAUCGUGAUCGGGGUGAAGAACAGAAUAGGUUUUGUGAAUAUGAAGCAGAGGGGAAGGAGGGUGUUCAGAAGAACAUAGGUAAGAAAAGAGUUCGGGAAGAUGACAACAAGAACACUGAUACGGCUAUUAAAUCCCCAGAGAAGAAGAAUAAACCACUUUACAAGUUGUGUGUUUCUACAAAAGAAGAAAGGAAGAUGACGAGUGGUGUUGUGAAGUCAAGUGAUGAUGAUAACAAGUCCCCAGAAGAAACAGAAGAAGUUAUGGUUGAUGCUCAAACUAUUCUUCCUACUCCUGAUGGAGAGGGGAACGCUACCAAUGAAGUAACAAACAACAAAGAGGACAAUAAAGAGAGUGGGAGAUCUAAAAGAAGUACUAGGAACGAUGAUAUUAAUUAUGCUCAGAUUUUUAAUUAUGAUGUUGUUGAAGAGGAUGCACGGAAGAAGAAACACCUGCAAUCGGUUUCAAAGAAAGAAAAGAUGAGUGUAGAGAAACAAUACAAGAGAAUACAGAAGAAACACCAGCUGUCUGCUUCUAGGAAAGAAAGUACGAGUGAAGGGGAACAAGAUAAGAGAAACCAGAAGAAACAACAGUCCAAGAAAGAAAAGAUGGAUGAAGAGCAACAUGAUAAGAGAAUCCAGAAGAAACAACAGCUUCCUGCUUCUAAGAAAGAAAAGAUGGAUGAAGAGGAAAAAGAUAAGAGAAUCCAGAAGAAACAACAGCUUCCUACAUCGAAGAUAGAAAAGAUGGAUGAAGAGGAAAAAGAUAAGAGAAUCCAGAGGAAACAACAGCUUCCUGCUUCUAAGAAAGAAAAGAUGGAUGAAGAGGAACAAAAUAAGAGAAUCCAGAGGAAACAACAACUUCCUGCUUCUAAGAUAGAAAAGAUGGAUGAAGAGGAACGUGAUAAAAAAAUCCAAAGGAAACAACUUCCUGCUUCUAAGAUAGAAAAGAUGGAUGAAGAGGAACUAAAUAAGAGAAUCCAGAGGAAACAACUUCCUGCUUCUAAGAUAGAAAAGAUGGAUGAAGAGGAACGUGAUAAAAAAAUCCAGAAGAAACAACAGCUUCCUGCUCGGACGAAACAACCACAGUUGACUCCAAAGAAAGAAAAGAUUGGUGAAGAGGAACGAAAUAAGAGAAGCCAGAAAGCUUCCAGCUCAAGCAGGAAAGAAGAUGACCCAAAGCCAAAGCUGUAUGCCAAGAAUUGGGGUCUAGAUGAAAAUGGAAAACGAGUUAAGGUAGUGUCAGACAUGUGCCAUCAGUGCCAAAGGAAUGACAAGGGCCGAGUUGUUCGAUGUCAAAAAUGUACUACAAAGCGUUACUGUGUGCCUUGCAUGACCACAUGGUACCCUAACAUGACAGAGAAGAUGUUUGCUGAGUGUUGUCCUGUUUGCUGUGACAAUUGCAACUGUAAACGUUGUUUGCGUGAUGUGCACCCUAAAGUCAAAGAGAAGAUUGAUUUUAAACCUAAUGAGGUUCAGAGAGUUCGGUAUUCUGUUUAUAUCCUACAUGUGCUUUUUCCAUUCUUGAAGCGUCUCAAUAAGGAGUUCAUGAAGGAGAGAGCAAUGGAGUCUAAGAUUCAAGGGUGUUCUUUGUCAGAGGUACAUUUGAAGAAGGCAAAGUGCAGUCCAGAUGAGCGCAUGUACUGUGACUGCUGUAAAACAUCAAUUUUUGACUUGCAUAGAAGCUGCCCUUCUUGUCAAUAUGACCUCUGCCUUCAAUGUUGCUGGGAAUUGCGAGAUGGCAAUCUUCAAGGAAACAAGGAAAAAGUUAUCAUUGAAUUUAAAGAUCCAGGUUAUGAUUACUUGCAUGGGGGGAAGGAUAUGUAUGACAAGCGUAAGCAAAACAGGGAAACAAGGAACGCAGCCCGUUUUGUUGAGAAGGCUGCACCAAAGGAAAAGCAAAGUGAUGAAUGGAAGUCUAUGGAUGAUGGCAGAAUUCCUUGUCCUCCAGAAACUAUGGGUGGUUGUGGUCAUGGGAUUUUAGAGUUGAUGCACAUAAAGCCACUUAACACCGUUUCAAAUUUGUUGGAGAAAGCACAAAGGCUCUUAAAGAUGCACAGGCUGAAGGGAGAUAUGCGUGAGAUGCCUGAGGAAUGGUGCACAUGUUCAGAUUUCAAGAACAAAAGCGAUGGUCAGUUACGAAAAGCUGCUUCCCGUGAAAAUUCCAAUGACAACUACUUGUAUUGUCCACGUGCAAUAGACAUAAAAUCUGGAGAUUUGAAGCAUUUCCAGUGGCAUUGGUCAAAAGGGGAGCCAGUAAUAGUGAGUAAUGUUCUUGAAACUACACUUGGGUUGAGCUGGGAACCCAUGGUUAUGUGGCGUGCUUUUCGCCAGAUGACAAAUACCAAACAUGAUAAGCUCUUGGAUGUGUCUGCUCUCAAUUGUUUGGAUUGGUGUGAGGUUGAUAUAAAUGUUCAUCACUUUUUUAUUUCGUAUACGGAAGGUCAAUUCGAUUCUGAAGGGUGGCCACAGAUCCUAAAGUUGAAAGACUGGCCUCCAUCAAGUUUAUUUGAAGAACGGUUGCCACGUCAUGGUGUUGAAUUUAUCACUUCUUUACCCUUUAAAGAGUACACACAUCCACGUGAUGGAUACCUUAAUCUUGCAGUGAAGUUGCCUAAAGAAUCUUGUAAGCCAGACAUGGGUCCUAAAACAUAUAUAGCUUAUGGUGUUUCUCAAGAAUUGGGACGUGGAGACUCUGUUACUAAACUUCACUGUGACAUGUCUGAUGCAGUGAAUGUGUUGACUCAUACUGCAACUGUGACCCCCAACUCUGAACAUCGUAAUUCGAUAGAACGUCUGAAAAGGCAGCACAAAGCUCAAGAUGAGAGGGAACUUUUUGGAUUGGUAGGGAAGACACAGCCUGAUGUUGAUAACUUGGAAGAUGUUACAUCUCGAAAAGGGAUGCUAGGCAACGAUUGUCUUGAAUCUAAAGUUGAAAGAAAAUUGUGUGAUGACAAUGUUGGAGAAACAAGCGACCAUGUUUACACUAGACGCAAGUUUAAAAGUGUGAAUGGAACAGGUCCUUGUUAUGUAACAACUAAUUGUGAUCAAUCAGAUGAGUCUGACAGUGAUAGAAAAGUUAGGAGGAGAAAGGCUUCCACUAAAAAAGUUGAUGGACAAAAUGGAAAUAAAGGAUCUAAAAGGAAGGGCAGGAAACAAGUGAUAUCUUCUGAUAGUGAAGAAGGUGAUAACCAGUGUGAUAGUUGUGUGGAUGGAUUUGAUUUGGGAGAUGGAGGUGCUCUGUGGGACAUAUUUAGGAGAGAAGAUUCGCCUAAACUGGAGAAAUAUCUCAAAAAACAUUUCAAAGAGUUUAGACAUAUCUUUUGUCGACCAGUGGAGCAGGUUAUCCACCCAAUUCAUGAUCAAACAUUUUACUUAACCAUGGACCAUAAAAGGAAGCUCAAAGAAGAAUUUGGAAUUGAGCCAUGGACUUUUGUCCAAAAGCUGGGAGAUGCUGUCUUUAUACCUGCUGGUUGUGCCCAUCAAGUUAGAAAUUUGAAGUCAUGUAUAAAAGUUGCACUGGACUUUGUUUCUCCUGAAAAUGUUGGUGAAUGCAUUCAAUUGACAGAAGAUUUCCGUGUUCUUCCCCAAAAUCAUAGGGCUAAAGAAGAUAAGUUAGAGGUGAAGAAAAUGGCACUUCAUGCAGUGGAGGCAGCUGUGAAGGACUUGGAAUAUCUUGUUCCCAAUAAAAGGUAAAAGGUAAAACCACCCCAUAUACAUACCCUAACACAAAAAAUACCUAUUCUGUAAUUUAUAGUUUUAUUAUCAGAGAUUUUGUAGUGAAAUGAGGCUCAUUUUUGAGAGAGAGAGAGAGAUGGGUGGAUGUUUGAAAAUUUAUGUUGCAUUGUACAUAUGGAUUUUGUUUUGUAAAGAUGGAUGGAUUUUUGCUAAGUAUAUAGUUUAAUGGUGC